AUGGAGUCCCCAACACGAAACCAGACCUCCCGGUUCUUCAUUGCUGUCCCCAAGUCCUGCCUAUCAAUGCCUGCAUCCCUUGAGAUGACGUCAGGGAAUGAUAGUUUUCUGCUCCUGGUUUAUUAUUUAUACCUGUAUUUUAACCUUCACAUUAUCUAUCUAUCUAUCUAUCUAUCUAUCUAUCUAUCUAUCUAUCUCAGGGUAUUCAUAUUAAUCUAUCUAUCUAUCGCAGUCUAUUCAUAUCUAUCUAUCUUAUUCAUAUCUAUCUAUCUAUCUAUCUAUCUAUCUAUCUAUCUAUCUAUCUAUCUAUCUAUCUAUCUAUCUAUCACAGUCUAUUCAUAUCUAUAUAUCUAUUUAGCUAUUGAUUACAUAAUCUAUCUAUCUAUCUAUCUAUCUAUCUAUCUAUCUAUCUAUCACAGUUUGUUCAUAUCUAUUUGUCUAGGUCUAUUCAUAUCUAUCUAUCUAUCUAUCUAUCUAUCUAUCUAUCUAUCUAUCUAUCCAUCUAUCUAUCUAUCUAUCUAUCUCAGUCUAUUCAUUUCUUUCUAUCUAUCUAUCUAUCUAUCUAUCUAUCUAUCUAUCUAUCUAUCACAGUUUGUUCAUAUCUAUUUGUCUAGGUCUAUUCAUAUCUAUCUAUCUAUCUAUCUAUCUAUCUAUCUAUCUAUCUAUUUAUCUAUCUAUCUAUCUAUCUAUCUAUCUAUCUAUCUAUCUAUCAAGGUCUAUUUCUAUCUAUCUAUCGAGGUCUAUUUCUAUCUAUCUAUUUAUCUAUCUAUCUAUCUAUCUAUCUAUCUAUCUAUCUAUCUAUCUAUCUAUCUAUCUGUCAUGAAGCUACACAUUCUUACUAAAUUUGAAUUAAGUAAACAUCAAUUUGUCAUGUUUCAGAAUCUGUUCUCUUUUUCUCUACUCAGAAAAGCUGAUUACAUAAACUAUCUAUCUAUCUAUCUAUCUAUCUAUCUAUCUAUCUAUCUAUCUAUCUAUCAGUCUUUUCACAUCUAUCUAUCUAUCCAUAAUGAAGCUACACAUUCUUACUAA
Acanthosepion pharaonis is the source of this 1029-nucleotide messenger RNA. NCBI's taxonomy places the organism in Eukaryota, Metazoa, Mollusca, Cephalopoda, Sepiida, Sepiidae. The record is from the annotation of a GenBank genome assembly.